CACUUACUACUACUAGUCCAGGAGGCAAGAGUUUCAUGGAAACCAACACUCCUCCAAAGUCUGGAACAAGCUUUCUGAAGACUUGCUUCAAUGGAGUCAAUGCUCUCUCAGGUGUUGGAAUACUAUCCAUUCCUUAUGCAUUGUCUCAAGGAGGGUGGCUGAGCCUAAUCAUCUUCAUAACCCUAGCAGCAAUCUGCUUCUACACUGGGAUCCUCCUGCAGAGAUGCAUAGAUUCCAGCUCCCUUGUCAGGACAUACCCUGACAUAGGAGAGAUGGCCUUCGGCAGGAAGGGCAGGAUCAUCGUGGCAACGUUCAUGUACCUGGAGCUGUACCUGGUGGCGAUCGACUUCCUGAUCCUGGAAGGCGACAACCUGGAGAAGCUGUUCCCGGGCGCCAGCUUCCAUGUCCCCGGGCUCAUCAGGGUCGGAGGCAGGCAAGGGUUCGUGCUGCUCUUCAGCCUGCUCGUCCUCCCGACGACGUGGUUCCGGAGCCUGAGCCUGCUCGCCUACGUGUCCCUCGGAGGCGUCCUGGCUUCUGCCAUCCUGAUCGCGUCUGUUCUCUGGGUUGGGGCGGCUGAUGGUGUUGGGUUUCAUGAGAGGGGUGUGGCUGUCGACUGGGCUGGCGUCCCAACUGCCAUGAGCUUGUAUGCAUUCUGCUUCAGUGGCCAUGCGGUUUUCCCCAUGAUUUAUACAGGCAUGAGGGACAGAAGAAUGUUCCCAACAGUGCUGCUCAUCUGCUUCAUCAUCUGCACCCUCGCCUACGGCGUGAUGGGCGUCAUCGGCUACCUCAUGUACGGCGGGUCGCUGCGAUCCCAGGUGACGCUCAACCUGCCGGCGAGGUCCCUGAGCUCCAGCGUCGCCAUCUACACGACGCUCAUCAACCCGUUCACCAAGUUCGCGCUGCUCGUCACCCCGAUCGCCGAGGCCAUCGAGGGCGUCCUGGGCCUCGCCGACGCCGGCAAGCCGGCGCAGUACAGGGCCGCCGCCGUCAGCGUCUCGGUCAGGACGGCGCUGGUGGUCAGCACCACCGUGGUGGCGCUCGCCGUGCCGUUCUUCGCCUACGUGGUGGCGCUCACUGGCUCGUUCCUCAGCGCCACCGCAACGAUGCUGCUGCCGUGCGCCUGCUACCUCAGGAUCAGCUCCAGGGUCUCCGGGAAGCUGGGGCUCAUGGAGACGGCGGCCUGCGUCGGCAUCAUCGUGCUUGGGCUAGCAGUGAUCGCCGUAGGCACUUACACCUCACUGAAACAGAUUGUUCAGAGCUUCUGAUUGAUUUGUGGCAUAUUUGGGAUCAGUUGCUGCAACAACAAUAUGAGAUAUAUAGUCUAUUUGAUGUACUGAUUAGGGUGAUUCAUACAGGGUUAGUGAUGAAUUGUAUGUAAGAAAAUCGUGGGUGCUAUAAAUAACCUUACUUUUUCUAUGGCUAAUUUGUUGCUAAACAUUUUGUGUCCAUGAUGUUUAUGGAUAAAUGGCUUAUUAAAGAAAUUAAAUAACAUGUGGAGAAGCAACAGUGGUUAUUAUGGUGGAGUCGUGCGUCUAUUACUCCAUCCACUAGCAUUUUAAGUGCUAGUAGCACAAAUAAGCAUAUGCAUUACUUAUGGCCACCCAUCUGUAAAGGCUCUAUGGGCCUGUUUGGGGGCUUAAUAUUCUAA
Molecule: messenger RNA, 1648 nt
Organism: Oryza brachyantha (malo sina)
Lineage: Eukaryota; Viridiplantae; Streptophyta; Magnoliopsida; Poales; Poaceae
Product: amino acid transporter AVT1I-like
Exons: 3
Coding region: 36-1265 (409 amino acids)
Cellular component (GO): plasma membrane
Source: RefSeq, a predicted model, not a curated record